This is a messenger RNA of Musca domestica (house fly), 958 nucleotides long. RefSeq lists its product as uncharacterized. Bases 87 to 836 code for a protein of 249 amino acids. The record is from RefSeq and is a predicted model, not a curated record. Lineage: Eukaryota; Metazoa; Arthropoda; Insecta; Diptera; Muscidae. Gene Ontology annotation, molecular function: ribosomal large subunit binding. The transcript has 2 exons. Gene Ontology annotation, biological process: negative regulation of ribosome biogenesis; negative regulation of translation. Gene Ontology annotation, cellular component: mitochondrion.
UCCAACAUGUGAAUAGUUUCUUUGAACUAUUUCGUUUCGGAACGGCACAACACUUCCACAGAUUCCUCCCAUUGUAAUAGGAAAAAAUGAUAAACACCCGCCUAUUUCGUCUUGUUCGGGAUAAGCGAUUAAGUGUUCCAGUGCUGCGAUACUUUCAUGAUGAAUUUACUAAACCUGAACUGAAACGAGAAGCUGACAAAAAGCAGGAAAAACACACCUCCGAUUAUGAAACGGAACAAGCAGUUUUGACCGGCGCCAUGAGACACAAAUUCAAAGAGUUUCGGGAAGAAGAAUCACCGGAAAUAUUGGAUGUUGUUGAGGAGCGGGAACGCUAUCAGACACAAGAUGAAACCGAUGAUUUGUACAGUGAUGCAUAUCUGGGACUUAAUUUAAAAAGAGGUGUACAUGGUGUCUUUGAUGUGGAGGAUCUAGUGGAUGUUUUACGCAAAGAAAGUGCCGAAGAUAUAUUUGUUUGCUCUGUACCAAAAGAUCUAAAGUAUGUCGACCACAUGGUUAUCUGCAGUGGUCGCAGCUACCGCCAUAUGUUGGCCACAGCAGAAUUUGUGAGACGGGUGUUCAAAAUGAAAAGACAUAAAGGUGAUGUUCUGCCAAAAAUUGAGGGCGAAAAGAGUCGCGAUUGGAUGGCCAUGGAUUUGGGUAAUAUAGCCUUGCAUAUUUUCUCACCAAAAGCCAGAGAAACAUAUGACUUGGAAUCGUUGUGGGCAAUUGGUGUGGAAUACGAUCGGGAAUACAAUAAACCACAGGAUCCAUUGGUGGAACUUUUCGAAAGUCACUCAACGUUAUUGGCUGAUAUUAAACCAUUGAAUAAGACAUAGUAGUAGUUUAUUUUAAAUGAAUUGUUACUUUGUUAGUUUUAUUGCAAUUUAGUUCAGCUUACAAUUAAGAAAGAUUACAUAUAUACAUAUAUUUUUUGUUAUAUUAAAUCUACCACACUAUA